Metschnikowia bicuspidata var. bicuspidata NRRL YB-4993 is the source of this 664-nucleotide messenger RNA. RefSeq lists its product as uncharacterized. The record is from RefSeq and is a predicted model, not a curated record. Lineage: Eukaryota; Fungi; Ascomycota; Pichiomycetes; Serinales; Metschnikowiaceae. The transcript has a single exon. The coding region runs from base 329 to 634 and encodes 101 amino acids.
UGAGUCUGGUCUUGUUUUCUUUUUUGUUUCUGUUCCGUUUUUGUUUCUGUUUUUGUGUGUUUGUUUCCCGGCUUCUAUUAUGUGCGGACAAGCAAUUGGCUGAGGCCCAGCGGCAAAACACAAGAUAGAGAAUACGCCCUAGUAAGCACGAUUUCGAACGGCUGAAAAUAUGCACACAAAAAACGCAGCGGUACUGGUUUUCGCACGCUGGCUGGGAUUCCGGCAAUGGCGGGGUGUAGGUUGUGGUAGCCUUGCUCAUUGAGAGUUUAUUGGUGAGGCUGGCGGGUCGUGCGAUUCCAGCGGGGCGGCGUGGGGAAACCCGUACACCAUGGCUAAGUUAGGAAGGACAGGGAGCGAGACAUGGGACGGAGGCUCGGGAAGGCCCAGAAACAGAAGAGAAGAGGAACAAGUAGAGAAACAUGAAGAGGAACAAGAAGAGAAACAUGAAGAAAAACAUGAAGAAAAUCACAAAAACCCAAAAAAAAAAAAGAAUCAAAAGAAAGGUCAGAGAAAAGCAAUCUCAGAUAGUAUUAGUCUCUUGAGACACCAACGUCUGCGGCCUGGAAAUGGACCCCGAGCGAGCCACAGGCUGGGCGCCAUCUGCAGGACCGGAAAUGUGCGAGACCAGGUUUAAAGGCCCAAAGCCAGAAAAUGAAUCGCCGCU